Messenger RNA from Exaiptasia diaphana, 1161 nucleotides. Its product is annotated as universal stress protein in QAH/OAS sulfhydrylase 3'region. The record is from RefSeq and is a predicted model, not a curated record. Lineage: Eukaryota; Metazoa; Cnidaria; Anthozoa; Actiniaria; Aiptasiidae. The transcript is spliced from 4 exons. The coding region runs from base 157 to 648 and encodes 163 amino acids.
CGUCGRGUGACAAAGGAGUGAAAAUAAGCGUAACAGAUCGAACGGCCAGYUUGCAGGCGCUACAAACCUGAAUUACUACAAAACCUGCUCCAAAAAGAACUGUUUYAAASCUCAGACUUUGYGAGUUCUUUCGUAAACGWYUUCCAAGAUCUCAAGAUGCCACGAACCAUUCUCAUUGCAGUGAACGCAAGCGAACACAGCGAACGUGCUUUGAACUGGUAUUUGGAUAAAAGCCGACUUCAUGGAGACCAAGUUCUAUUUGCGCAUGUGGUUGAGUCGGCUUCCAUUAUACCGCCCCCCACUUACGCACAUGGACCGAGCCUCUCGAGAGAGGAGUGGGACCAAAUCAUGGAAGAAUUGCAUGCCAAAGCCCACGUAGUAACCGAGCCUUUAGAGAAAGUACUGGAGAAAUAYGUAUCGGAGAAUGAAGGCAAAGAUGAGAAAAAAGAAGCUCAAUAUCAAACAAUCUGCUCUGUUGGAAGCCCUGGUGAAGCAAUUUGCAAAAUGGCUGAAGACAACAAAGUUGACAUGGUUAUUAUCGGUAAUAGAGGCCUGGGAACGAUUCGUCGCACGCUACUGGGAAGCGUUAGUGACUACAUCGUACAGCAUUGCACUGUAGCGGUAGUGGUGGUACCCCCUGAGCAGUGAAACUAGACCCCMCUGAAUAUUAGAACAAUUUUCUUAAUAUUAUUAUUGUUGGAUUUAUUGUUGUCUCUACGAAUGGCGGAUCGUAUGGAACUUCGAAGGUCAAUCAUUUUAGUAGACAAAAACGAUAUUACUGCAUCUUAAUAAAACUAAGRGAAUGGCGCCUUUUGCCAAUGCAUUUUAAGGCCAAAUUUCAAAGACAAAGAACCAGAUUUCAUUAUAGAUGUGGAAGAAAGCCUGGAGGGACACAAACAAGAAGAAGGCUGAGACACCAGUCAGAAKAAAGUCUGGASUUAAACAAUUAARAGAUGGGAAUUGAAAUUUGAAUGGCUGAWUAGAACAUCAGUCUAAUGAAUGCAAACUGUCGUGAGAUUCAAAGGUUGAUUCUCUUCAUACUAAUGACAUUAUAUUUAUGAACUUAUUAGGGCAUAUACUAAUGCUAGUAAAUAUAGUUAGAGUUAGUACAAAAUACAUAAAAAAAUUAUUCCUUAAACAAAAUAAAGGCAAUUGCUUCAA